CUACCUCGGCAAGGUUUUUCCCGUUCACAGGCAUUUUUGUUUUCCUAUUGUAAACCCUAAAAAAUCCUCACCGCAGGGUUUAACGAAUCAGAGCACUUCUACAUCGUUUUGGUCUUCUUCUUCUUCAUCCUCUUUGUGUUGCGUUAUCUCCUUCUCAAACUCACUGAUUAACUCAGAAGUCAGAACCAUUCCUGCUUGAAGAUGAACUCACUCGCCAUCAGAGCCUCGAAGCUUCUGAGAUCCUCUUCAAUAUCUCCUCUAGCAGCAAUAAGUACUGAGAGAGGCUCCAAGGCUUGGUUCUCAACUGGUCCUAUUGAUGAAGGUGUAGAAGAAGAUUUUGAAGACUACGUAUCAGAAAGACCUGAGCUUCAACCUCAUGGAGUUGAUCCCCGUAAAGGUUGGGGAUUUCGCGGUGUUCAUAGGGCGAUCAUUUGUGGGAAAGUAGGGCAAGCACCGGUACAGAAGAUCUUAAGGAACGGGCGGACAGUAACGAUCUUCACAGUAGGAACAGGUGGGAUGUUUGAUCAGAGGCUUGUAGGAGCUAUCAAUCAGCCGAAACCAGCUCAGUGGCAUAGAAUCGCAGUGCACAAUGAAGUGCUUGGCUCUUACGCUGUCCAGAAACUCGCUAAAAACUCAUCGGUUUAUGUGGAAGGUGAUAUUGAGACUAGAGUGUAUAAUGAUAGUAUCAGCAGUGAAGUGAAGAGUAUUCCUGAGAUUUGCAUCCGUCGUGAUGGGAAGAUUCGGCUGAUCAAAUAUGGUGAAAGCAUUAGCAAAAUCUCUUUCGAUGAGCUAAAAGAAGGAUUGAUUUAGUCGGAGGCAAGAAUAUUUUGGUGGCCGGAGGAGAGCAAACUGAAUCAAAGCUUUUCAGAGAAAAAUCAACAAUACAGUUUGUAUUUUUUUGUUCUGUCCAUUGUGACUUUGUGAGCACUGAGUUCCUUUUUUAUGGAUAUCAGGGACAUUUAUGUAGUUUAUGGUCAAAAAUAAGUAAGUCAUGCCAUGCAUUAGUUUAGUUUUACUGAAUCUUCCGGUGUACCAAAUCAGUGUAAGUUUAUAUGGCAGAACAAGGGAAGAGCAAAUAAGGAAGCCCACAAAACUUGGGUUUCGAUUUUUGAA
This is a messenger RNA of Camelina sativa (false flax), 1113 nucleotides long. RefSeq names its product single-stranded DNA-binding protein, mitochondrial. Gene Ontology annotation, biological process: mitochondrial DNA replication; positive regulation of helicase activity. Gene Ontology annotation, molecular function: single-stranded DNA binding. The record is from RefSeq and is a predicted model, not a curated record. Gene Ontology annotation, cellular component: mitochondrial nucleoid. NCBI's taxonomy places the organism in Eukaryota, Viridiplantae, Streptophyta, Magnoliopsida, Brassicales, Brassicaceae.